GAGGAGGAGGAGGAGGAGGGCAAAAGCUUGCAGGAGAAGGCAUCCGCAUCCGCAUCUGCCGCCGUCGGUGGGGGCGGAGACCGGAGCAUGGCGGAGGCGGAGGAGAAGCGGGUGGGGGUGGGGGAGGCGCGGGCGCCGCUCGCCGUGGAGGCGCUCCGGGGGAAGAUCGUGGAGAAGGUGAAGGGGAACCGCGUCACUCUCAUCGUGGGGGACACCGGAUGCGGAAAGAGUUCUAUGGUUCCACAGUUCCUCCUGGAAGAAAACAUGGAACCCAUUCUAUGCACGCAGCCAAGGAGGUUUGCAGUAGUAGCCAUUGCUCAAAUGAUUGCCGAAUCUCGCAAUUGUCAGGUAGGAGAAGAGGUCGGAUAUCACAUAGGACACUCGAAUGUGUCCAAUCUCAAUUCAAAAAGGUCAAGAAUUGUUUUCAAAACAGCUGGUGUUGUAUUGGAGCAAAUGCGUGACAAGGGCAUUGCUGCAUUGAACUAUAAGGUUAUUAUUCUCGAUGAAAUACAUGAAAGGUCAGUGGAAUCUGACCUUGUCCUCGCCUGUGUCAAGCAGUUUAUGAUGAAAAAGAAUGACUUGAGGUUGAUUUUGAUGUCUGCGACUGCUGAUAUCACAAGAUAUAAGGAUUACUUCAGAGAUCUUGGAAGGGGUGAAAGGGUUGAGGUGAUUGCCAUUCCUAGCAGUCCACGCAGUAGCAUUUUUCAGAGAAAAGUCCUAUACCUUGAGCAGAUUGUUGAUAUUCUCAAGAUGGACUCGGAAUCACUAUCAACAAAAUACUGCUCUGGACCCAACACUGCAGCUGAUGCUGGUCUAAAACCAGAUGUGUAUGAACUUAUUCAUAGGUUAUUGUUGCAUAUACACCAAAAUGAGCCAGACAUUGGGAAGAGUAUUUUGGUGUUCCUUCCUACAUACUAUGCUUUGGAGCAGCAAUGGAUUCGUCUGCUAUCUGCUAGUUCAAUGUUCAAAGUACACAUUCUCCAUCGCAGCAUUGACACCGAUGAAGCUCUUCAAACUAUGAAGGUCUCAAAGUCCUGUCGUAAGGUUAUACUGGCAACAAACAUUGCAGAAUCAUCAGUCACUAUUCCAGGAGUUGCUUAUGUUAUUGACUCCUGUAGAUCACUGCAAGUUUAUUGGGAUCCAAUCAGGAAAACAGACUCAGCUGAGCUUGUAUGGGUUUCCAAAUCUCAGGCUGAACAGCGGAAAGGCAGGACAGGGCGAACCUGUGAUGGUCAAAUUUAUCGCUUGGUAACUGGGCCAUUUUAUAACAGUUUAACUGAUCAUGAGUAUCCUGCCAUUUUAAGAUUGUCCUUAAGAGAGCAAGUACUCAUGAUUUGUUGUGCAGAGUCCAGAGCUAUGAACGAUCCUCAUGUCCUGCUGCAAAAAGUUCUUGACCCGCCAGAUUCGGAUGUUGUUGAAGAUGCAUUGGAAUCUCUUGUUCAAAUUCGUGCUUUAGAUAAGCCAACCUCUCCUAGAGGGCGCCAUGAGCCAACCUUUUAUGGAUGUUUGCUUAAUAGUUUGCCACUCUCAUUUGACGCUUCUGUUCUAGCCCUUAAAUUUGGUGAUACUGGCUCCAUCUGUGAAGGAAUUCUGAUAAGCAUCAUGCUGGACAUCCAACCCCUGCCUAUCGUCCAACCUUUUGGUCACCAACAAUUGUGCAAAAUGUAUAGAAACAAUUACUUUGAGGAGGAGGGUAUCGACCUGCAAACUGGCAAGAAGGAAGCUGCACUUGUUGGAAAUCUUUGUGCAUUUCAAUUCUGGCAGCGUAUGUUUAAGGACAAGUAUCGUCUGGAUUGUCUGAUAAAUGUGGUGAACACUCAUGAACCGAAGGCAUCUAAUGGUUUUGUUGCUAAACCUGAAGAUGAGUGGUGUGCAUUUCAUAACCUUGUGCCAACAGCACUUAACUACAUCUCUGAAAUUUAUGAUGAUAUUAUGGGCACACUUCACCGAUUUAGACCUAGUUUUCUUGUGAAAAUAAAUCCUCCAAUGUACCUUCAGCCUUCCGAAUUCCACCACAUGUGUCUUCGCCAUGAAGUGCUGGAACUAGAGAAUGUGAAUUCACUUCCAUUAGAAGCUGAGAAUUCUCACUUGGAUUCACAUCGCAGGUGUGCUGCAACCCCUUAUGUUUCUCCAGCUGAUUUUGGAACCACUACUGUUGUUAAAACACUGAAGACACUUAUCAAGGAGAUGAAGACACAAUCUGCGGCAGACAGGGUAACUUAUAGAGAACUAGUUCAUGGUUAUGUUCAACCAGCGUUGGAAAAUGAGAUGUGUGUGUUCUUUCUUAAUGGAUCUUGUAAUCGAGGUGAUACAUGCCAUUUUUCUCAUUCUUCUCGUGCUCCAAGACCAAUAUGCAAGUUCUUCCUCACAUUACAGGGUUGUCGAAAUGGUAACUCGUGUUCAUUUUCACAUGACUCUGGCUCUUUGGUUUCUUCAUCUAUCACAUCUGGAAUCUGCUCUCAGGAAAACAGAGCUACUUCAGUAUGUUGUAAAAGGUUGCUGCCUGCUGCUGGUGAUGGGCAUAUUCUUGUCAUGAAUGAUAAAAGUUUACAGUUCGCUUGUAAACUUUGUAACUAUUAUGACCCCACUAAGAUUAUUGCCUGUACACCUGGUCCUCAUUCAUUCGAGUCUGAUUCAGUGACUAAGGGCCUCAAGAUUCUACAGAAUUUGGCUGAUCCCUCUUAUCUAUUCAUUGGAGGUGAACAUAAACUAUCAGUUCCAUGGACAAAAUUGAGUCGAGUAUUUUGGUUUGCUGAUAUUGAUUCCAACGAAUCAAUUAGCGAGCAAGUUGUCUUGCAGAAGUUUUUCCAGCAUAUUGCCAUCAAGACCUUGUCAGAAAAGAUGUCAGAUUUGCAGGUCAUCGUGAUCAUGAAUAACGCAAAAUUUGUUCAGUUACAGGUCGAAAGAUUGGCAAGAGAGUGCUUCUUAUUUCUGGGUGAAUCAUUUAUGUUUGAUGAAGCAACUCUUGGAUGGUUCUCGGAUACCCCUAAUUACCCGAGAGGGAUGCAAGUAUCAGCACCAGUUGCUUACAUCUUUAGCAUGCAUCCUCCUACUGGCAUUCAGUUUGGUGAUUACGCAUCAGAACUGCGCAAAGUUUUAUACAGCAACUAGUUAGACCAUUAUAGGUUAUUUCCACAUGUGAAUAGCUUUGGUCAAGCCAUUUUGCGAACUGUAAUUUUUUGGUCAGUUCAGCUUUUACAGAAGUGUAAGGCUUACUUGAGUGCUAUCUGAAUUAGAAUUCACUAGGGAACUUUAACUGAAGGGAUGCUGUUUUAAAUGUUGGUUCCGAACUUAAAUUGAUGCCAAAUUUCCUGAACUGAAAGCUUGUUAUGUUAAUGUGCAAUCCCUUAUCAUUC
Molecule: messenger RNA, 3356 nt
Organism: Oryza sativa Japonica Group (Japanese rice)
Lineage: Eukaryota; Viridiplantae; Streptophyta; Magnoliopsida; Poales; Poaceae
Source: RefSeq, a predicted model, not a curated record